This is a messenger RNA of Penaeus vannamei (Pacific white shrimp), 1422 nucleotides long. The record is from RefSeq and is a predicted model, not a curated record. Lineage: Eukaryota; Metazoa; Arthropoda; Malacostraca; Decapoda; Penaeidae.
AUGGGCCACCGUCAUCCCGUUCGAGGAAACCUCCUUGUCUCUCACCUACCACCACUCCAUCCCCAAAGCCACCCGUCUCCACCUGCGCAACCCAGCUCCACCCGAUUCAGAAAACAACCUGUCUCGCCACCUGCCAGCACCGGUUCCUGCCUCCCCAUUCAAGAAAAACCACUGUCUGCGCACCUGCGCACCGCUCGCAUCUCGUUCAGAAAACCACUGUCUCCACCUGGCCACCGCUCUCCGCCAUUCAGAAAACCAUCUGUGCCUCGCACUCUCCCAUUCAGGAAACCACCUGUCUCCACCUGCCACCGCUCUGCCCCAUUCAGAAAACCACCUGUCUCCACCUGCCACUGCUCUAUCCCAUUCAGAAAACCACUGUCUGCCACCUGCCACCGCUGCCAUCGUUCGAAAAACUCAACUGUCUUGCCACCUGCACCGCGCUCCACCCAUCAGAAAACCUACCUGUCUCCACUCCUCCGCAUUCAGAAAACCACUCUGUCCUCCACCGUGACGCACCGCUCCUCCCAUCGCAGAAAACACUGUCUGCCAUCCUGCCAACCGCUCUGCCCGCAGUCAGAAACCACCUGUCUCACCUGCCAGCCGCUCCAUCCCGUUCAGGAAACCACGGCCUGUCCUCCACCUGCCACACAAGCCGCUCCACCCCAUUCAGAAAACACCUGUCUCCACCUCAAUCCAUUUCAGAAAACGCACCCUGUCUCCACCUGCCCACCGCUCCUUCGCCCAUUCAGAAAACCACCUGUCUCGCACCUGCCACCACCCACCUCCAUUUCAGAAACCAGCCUGUCUGCCACCCUGCCACCGCUGCCUCCCCGUUUUGGCCACACUCCAUGCCCGUUUCAGAAAACCACGCUGUCUCUCCAACCUGCCACCGCUCGCAUCCGCGUUCAGAAAACCGUCCUGUCUGUCAGACGCUGGCGCACCGCUCCACUCCCGUUCAGAAAUACCUCCCUGUCUCCACGCUGGAACCGGCUCCAUGCCAUUCAGAAAAACACAUGUCUCACCCUGCCACCGGCUCCAUCCAUGCCCGGUUCAGAAAACAGCACUUGUCUCCACCUGCCACCGCUCGCAUCCCGUUCAGAAAAACCUCCUGUCUCCACUGCACCGCUCAUCCCAUUCAGAAAACCAACCUGCCUCCACCUGCCACCUCAUCCCGGCUCAUCCGUUUCAGAAAAGCCACCGGCUGUCUCCACCGCUGCCAACCGGCUCCUCCCCGGUUCUGGAAAACGGCAACCUGUCUCCACCUGCCACCGCUCAUCCCGGUUUAGAAAACCACCUGUCUCACCUGCCACCGCUCGCUCCCCGUUCAGAAAACCAUCUGUCUCCAUCCUGCCAUCCACUCUCCACCCCCCAUUCAGAAAACCACCUGGUCUCCACUGGCCACCGGGGCUCCAUCCCGUUUAG